Molecule: messenger RNA, 5442 nt
Organism: Ciona intestinalis (vase tunicate)
Lineage: Eukaryota; Metazoa; Chordata; Ascidiacea; Phlebobranchia; Cionidae
Source: RefSeq, a predicted model, not a curated record
AAAGUUCUAUGAAGAAAUUGAAUCAAAGAAAUGGCAGGAACGUAAAGCGAUGCUUGAAGCUUGUGAGAACCUCGUGCAAAACCCUAAGCUUGUUCCUGGUGAUUAUGCAGAUUUGGUAAAGCCUUAAAAAAGGUGUUAUCAAAAGACACAAACAUAAUGCUUGUAACCAUCUCAAUCAAAUGCAUUGGAGCUUUAGCCAAUGGAUUGCGCAAGAAAUUCCAAUCUUAUGCUCACGUAUGCAUAGAAGGAAUGCUUGAAAGGUUCAAGGAGAAGAAACCAAAUGUUGUGGCCGCUCUACAAGAAGCUAUUGAUGCGGUUUUUGCCACGACCAACCUGGCAGCCAUCUUGGAAACUAUAAUUGAGUUUCUGGCUCACAAGAACCCUGCAAUACGAGCUCAAACCGGUUUAUUCCUGUCUAGGGCGCUUCUUAAAACCAAAUCAUCUGUGCUGAACAAAGCUACUAUUAAAACAAUUGUGGCUCCUCUGUUAAAGAACAUCGAACACAGCGCUCCUGAUGUUAGAGACGGUGCAUUUCUAUCUUUUGGUGCGAUCCUUAAGGUGGCAGGAGAAAGCAAACUUCUUCCAUUUCUUGCCGACCUUGAUAAAUUGAAGAUGGAAAAGAUUACAGAAUGUGCUGGUAAAUUAGAUGGUGGAAAACCAUCCACCAGUGCUGGCGCAUCCAAACCAGCAGCACCUGUCAAAAAAGAACCAGAAGCACCUACUAGACCAAAAUCUGCUGCACCAAAAUCCGCAGCAGCAAAGCCAAAAGCUGACGGGACGAAGAAAGUCGUGAAAGGAGGAAAGAAACCUGCAUCACAAUCUGCUAAGUCGGCAGCGAGCGUGGAGCCGGCAGUGGAGCAGGAGCUUGGUGAUGCAGCUGUGGAUGAUCUUAUCGCUUCCGUGAUCACAGAUGAGGAGAGAGCUCAGAUAUUGAAUAAUAAUUGGAAGGAGAGACUCGCUGGGCUGCAAUCCAUGUUCUCGAAAAUCAAAGGAUUAGAUCGUAGCUCGCUUCCAUGCCAAGCCAUUGUAAAGUUGCUCAGCAUGAAACCAGGUCUUAAAGAUAAUAACUUUAACUGUUUGAAUGAAAAAUUUAACAUUCUUGUACAUCUGGCUCAAAAUGGAAAGUUUAGCAGAACAUCCGCUGGUGUAUGCUUGACUGCCACCAUUGAUAAGGUUGGAGAUGUAAAGUGUGGGGUUGGUGCAAAAGCUACUUUAACUGCUGUGAGUGAAGCUGUGGGAUUUGGUUGGACUUUAGAAGAGGUUUUAGCGCACGCUAUGUCACAGAAAAACCCGAAAAUUCAAAGUGAAUCAAUAUCAUGGGUUGCCAAGUCUAUUAUUGAGUUUGGAAUAACUGGUUUAAACAUAAAGAUGUUGAUAGAAAAAUCAAAAGUAGCGUUCACUGCAACAAACCCUGCCGUGAGAGCUGCUGCUCUGUCACUAGUUGGCAGUCUUGCAAUGUUCAUCGGGGGGAAAUUACAUAUGUUGUUUGAGAAUGAGAAACCAGCGCUCUUGCAACAAAUUGAUGCUGAAAUUGAAAAAGUCAAAGGUCAGAGCCCUCCAGCGCCCACUCGUGGUGUAAAGAAGAAGUCAGGAUCGGCGGAUGUUGGAGAGCAAUCUGAUGAAGAUGUUGAAGAGGCGGGAAUAACUAUGGAUGAUCUUGUCACUCGGGUGGAUAUUAGUGGCAAAAUUACAGAUGCGCUCAUUUCACAAAUGGCUGAUAAAAAUUGGAAAGAACGAAAAGAAGCGCUUGAGUCUGUCAUAGAAAUCUUAAACGAAGCGAAAUUUGUGACAUCAGAUAUCGGGGACCUUGCUACUGGGUUGAAAGCAAGACUUACAGAUUCCAACAAAAUUUUGUUGACUACUACGCUGAAUAUACUGACCCAACUUGCAACAGCAUUGGGACCACACUCUGCUAAACAUCUGCAAAUACUCAGUGCAAACAUAAUCAAUACACUAGCUGAUAGCAAGCCCCAAGUUAGACAAGCAGCGUUGAAAUGCAUGAACACGUGGCUUGAGAACACCAAGUUAUCGAUGUGGUUGGAAGGUGACAUGAUAAGUUCAGCUUUAUCUGUUGCUAAACAUACCUUCCUAAGAAUUGAGUUGUUGACCUGGCUUGCUGAAAAGUUGCUCUCCGUUGCUAAACUGCCCUCUAGUGCCAAGGAAGGGUUGGAGAUGUGCGUCCCCGUCAUCUACUCGUGUUGUGAGGAUCGGAGUGGGGAGGUGAGAGCCAAGGCUCAAGGAUUCCUCCCUGCUAUCAUGAGACAUAUAUCAUAUGAUAAAAUGAUCAAAGGAACCGGAAAACUAACGGCGACAUCGAAACCAACAAUAAUAACGUUGCUUGAGAAAGCACGAGAACAAAUUCCGGCUCCAACCAAAGUUUCAAAACCUGCUCCCUCUGUAUCGCCACCUAGUGCAUCAGAGGUGAAAAUGGAGGUAAAGUCUGAAGAACCCGCGACAAAACCUCCUGCAGCAAAGGAAAAGAAGGGAUUGGUGAAAAAAUCCAAACCUGCCCCUGUGUCAAAGAAAGCGCAACCGGAAGAAGACACGACUCCUUUAUUCAUCUCGCUUCCUAACGGGAAGGAGCAACGAAUGAAAGAUGAAAUUAAAUUAAAGACCAUUAAAUGGAACUUUACCGCUCCACGUGAAGAACUUAUCGUUCAGCUACAAACACAACUAUCUACUUGUGUCAGCCCUGCCCUUAUUACUGAGAUGUUUCAUCUGGACUUCCAACAUCAUUUAAAAGCCAUUGUGAUGCUGAACCAGGCAUUGGACAAGAACUUUGAAAACACCAUGCAAUGUCUUGACCUCCUACUACGUUGGCUCACGCUCAGAUUUUAUGACAAAAACACAACAGUUCACAUCAAAACAUUGGAAUAUAUCAAGUCGUUGUUUGAUAAACUGAUUGAGGGAAAUUAUCGAAUGCCAGAGUAUGAGGUGUCGGCAUUUUUACCACAUCUUAUUAUAAAGAUUGGUGAGAGUAAAGACAACAUACGCAAAGCAGUGCACGGCAUCAUCAAACAGUUGUCACUUAUCUACCCUGCAAGUAAACUCUUCACGCAUAUCAUGGAUGGAACUAAAUCGAAGAAUUCACGACAACGUUCAGAAUGUUUGGAUGAGAUAGCUUUGUUCAUUGAAACUCAUGGAGUGAAUGUUUGUCAACCAUCACUUCCCAAAGCAUUGAAAGAAGUUGCUACUAAUAUUGGUGACCGGGACAAGUCAGUUCGGUCAUCUGCAUUAAAUGCGAUUGUCGCCGCAUACAAUGUUUGUGGGGAUGUUGUAUUUAAACAUGUGGGCAGGUUAAACGAGAAAGACAUGAGUAUGUUGGAAGAAAGGGUGAAAAGAUCUGGAAAAUAUGGGGAAACCCCCGCUGCUCCACCACCGGAGGCCCCCGCUAGGAAAACAACAAAAGAAGGAAGGUCUGCGUCAACAAACAACGAACGACAACAACAACAACAACAACAAGCAGCACCACCCUCCCAUACGAUUCAAGAGUCGAUGCACGAUCUUCACUCCUCCGGAAACACGAUGCAGACGGAUCCCAUGAAGAUACCGUCAGUUGCCCGUCUCCUCUCACAGAUCAAACCAGUUGAUUUCAAUGUUGUGUUGGAACCUUUGCCGGAGUUUGUGAAUUUAAAAAGCAGAAUUCCUGGCCUCAGCAAUAUUGCGGGUUCUUCGCAAGCCAGCUCGACAGUGGACGCGGUUAUUUCUCAAGUAGCAAGCCCUAAUAUUGACACUGCUAUUAAUGCAAUGCACGAGUUAUACCAGUUGCUCAAACACAAGGAUAAGUUCCCGUUAUUGGCGGGAAAAAUUGACCAAGUUCUCAUGUCUGCCACCACACAACUUCGUAUGAUGAUUGACAGAUACCUCCCAAUUAUAACUUCUAAUGAACAAUUAGUUGGUGAAGAACAUUCAAACUUAACUGAACAAAGUUUUUUAUCUCUUUGUAAAAGUCACAUCUCUCUAAUUACUGAGAUAUUCGAGCAGGACACGCUUGCCUCGCAAGCAUCCACGUACAUCCUCUUCGAUCUCUUCCGUUUCAUCCUUCAGCUCCUCCUCAGUGAUCAGCUCCCAAACUUAACAUCCGCGGAUCGUCUCCUACAAGUCCUCAACAUCCUCGUGUUACGGAUGAUCGACCACAGCGAUCCAACCUCCAUAAUAUGUGCUGUGGUGCAUGUGCUUACUGACAGUAUGGAGACAGCGACCCCGAAAUAUAUUGAACUUGUGGUGAAGUGCUUAUGGAAACUUGGAAGGCUUAUUUCAAAGUUUUUACAUCCAGAGAAACAGAAAGAAGCUUUUCAACAUAAACCUUUGAAGGUGGCAGCAGUGGUUGCAGAGUUGGACAAAUAUUGGUCAACUUAUCCCAAGGAUCAUCCUAUUUAUGAAAAAAAUGAAAAUAAAACUUCGAUUCGGUCGGUUAAGACAUUGCUGGUGAUUCUGUGUAGAGAGCUGGGUGUGAAGAUAAUGGAUGAACUUUACAUGAUCCCUAAUCCCGAAUCCUCUGAGGUUGUUCAAAUCAUCCGAAAAGCAUCCGGAGCAGGAAACAUGAAGAUCCCCAACCGACCAAAUUCCUCUUCAUCUUCGGAGCAGAAGGAGAACAUCCGGGAGCAGGGACUUUCCCCUGAUGCGCAACUCUCGAUUAUCUUUAAAAAAGUCAGCGAUCGAAAACAAACCAAACAGGGUUUGCAGGAAUUGUACGAUUUCAAAGUCACCAACCCACAUUAUGAUCUCGAAUCACGAAUAAAUUCGCUCGACAUUGAUAUUUUCCAACAAUAUAUUCGACGAAACCUCAAACGAAUAGAAAGUGAAAAACAAACCAAAAGUGGAGCUUUCACAGAAUCCCAGAAAAGUAAUUACCAGCCACCUACUGUGCAGGAAUCAUGGGACAGAUUAAAUUAUCUUCGUGAACGCUGUGGUUUAAAACCACGCUGCACAUCCGAGAAGCAAAAUGGUGAAAAAACCACCACAGAUGUCAACCAUCCCGAACCAUCUGGUGAAUCAUCCACGGUCAAGGCCGAUGAAGCGGCUGUUCGAUCCAGCGGCUUUCAAUCGCAACCGAAAGAACGCAGCAUUAGUUCUUCAGCAAAUAUAUCCGAUUUAAAACGACGACUUGCACAGAUCAAACAAAGUUCAAGUCGAUAAAUUGAAUGCAUGGUGGAUUAACAGUGUUGCUUUAUAGUUUUCUCUCAAACUACACAACACUGCACAUAAUAUUAUCGGUCAGCACUGCCAGCUACCAACCUUAAGUCUCAUCUUUUUGUAUAAAAUCUACAUAUUAUUGACUUUAUUAACAAUUAUAGCUGGAACAGUGUUUUGGAAUAAUUUCCGAUUAAAACUUCUAUGUAGUUCAUUCCACGCAGCUAUCCCUUUCGUUGUAGCAUUUUCAAACCGUUGUACGCAGUCUCAGUAUUUAUUUUUUCUGAAAAAUAAAUAUUCGCAUUCGAU